GCAUCGAUCAGGGUCAGAUGACAUAUGAUGGCCAACACUGGCAUGCUACAGAGACCUGCUUUUGCUGUGCCCAAUGUAAGAAAUCUCUGCUUGGCCGACCAUUCUUGCCGAAGCAAGGGCAGAUUUUUUGCUCCAGAGCGUGCAGCAUGGGAGAUGAUCCAAAUGGUUCAGAUUCAUCAGACUCUGCAUUCCAAAGUGCCAGAGCCAAGGAAUCACGGCGCAGUGCUAAGAUUGGAAAGAACAGGAACAAAGGAGAAGAGAAUGCUGGCAGCCAGAGUAAUCAAUUGCAGGUGACCUCCAGUAGGUUGUCUGCAGAUGUGGACCCUCUCUCCUUGCAGAUGGACCUGCUGAGUUUGUCCAGCCAAACUCCUAGUUUAAACAGGGACCAUGUAUGGAGAAGCAGAGAUGAACUCUACCACUAUGGGAACAAAAUGGAGCAAAGUCCAUCACAAAGCCCUUUGCAGCUGCUCAGUCAAUGCAAUGUCAGGACUUCCUACAACCCAGCACAGAGUCCAGGUCCUCAGCAAGAACUAUGGGGUAAACAUUUCAGCAACCCAAAGAGAAGCUCCUCUCUAGCCAUGAAAGGACAUGGUAGCAGUUUCAUCCAGGAAUGCCGAGAAGAUUAUUACUCAGGAAGGCUACGAUCGCAGGAGAGUUACAGUGACAUGUCCAACCAGAGUUUUAGUGAAACCAGAGGGAGUUACAAGGUCUCCAAGUAUGACCAAGAAGAAGACAGCAGCAUGGCAGAACAGCAUUGCCGGACCAGGCAUCCACUCAGUGGAUUGAAAUUCACUGAAGAAUUGACACGCACAGAACAAACUCCUCGGGGUUCAAUGGAGUCCCUUGCUCUUUCCAAUGCAACAGGUCUGUCUGCAGAUGGUGGUGCCAAACGACAAGAGCAUCUGUCCCGAUUCUCCAUGCCUGAUCUAAGCAAAGAUUCUGGAAUGAAUGUCUCAGAGAAGAUGAGUAACAUGGGAACCCUGAAUUCUUCUGUACAGUUUAGAAGUGCUGAGUCUGUCCGCAGCCUAAUUUCUGUUCAACAGUACCAAGAUGUAGAAGCCAACCUACACAAUCUUGCCAAUCCCAUUGGAUACAGGGACACAUCAUCUCAUGGAAGGAUGCAUCAGAGCUUUGAUUAUGAAGGUGGUAUGGCAGGUAACAAAUUGGCUGGACAAGAGAAUAUCAGGCAUCCCCCAAUGAGCGAACGCACGCCCAGACGAACUAACAUCCGAGAUGAUGAUCGGCGUUACCGCCCCCACAGGCCCCGACGGUCAAGGCGCUCUCGCUCAGAUAAUGCUCUUCACCUCACUAGUGAACAGAACUAUAAGUUGAAAGAGAGGCCCUCUCUACGAGCCAGAGAGGACUAUGACCAGUUUUUGCAGCAAAGAAGUUGCAGGGAGACCAUGGAGCAGAACACACGGAGAAACCUGUAUGGUCAGUGUCCAAGGACUGUAUCAGACCUGGCUUUGCAAAACCACUUUGGCGAGAGAUGGGGACCCUACUUUGCUGAAUAUGACUGGUGUUCCACGUGCUCCUCCUCCUCUGAAUCUGACAAUGAAGGCUACUUCCUGGGAGAACCAAUUCCGCAACCAAGCCGACUCCAGUAUGUCACUAGUGAAGAGCUUCUUCACAAAUACGGCUCAUACAGCAUGCCUAAGUCUUCUACACUGGGUGGUCGAGGACAGUUACACAGCCGAAAAAGGCAAAAGAGUAAAAACUGUAUCAUAGCAUAGCCACAUUGCCCAAGCACAGUGUUGGAGAAUGUAAUUAUUUCAUCAACUUGCACUGCUGUAGGUUUUCAAGCGCUUUUUAUUGUAACGAAACAUCCAGGCAAGCAGGGAGCUGUUAGGAGAAGGUCAUAGACAAAAGGUCUAUAAAUAGUCAUAAUUGUUGGCAUGGUGAAUAUAUUUUGCACAUUUUAUUUGGGGGAGGAAGGGAGGGAGGGGGAAAAUUUAUUUUAGCAUGUUAUAGUUACAAAUUUACCUCCUUCCCACAAGUAACUGCCAUCCAUUUAAUACCCCGUUCACCCAUAUGUUUUUAGUUGACAUUGUUUUCUGUAAUGAGCAGUUAGCUACUAGUUUAAUCUCUCCUCUUUUUUUCCUUUGGCUUUUUAUUUUCACCACCUGUUUGGGGGGCCAUUUUUCCACCAGAUUGCAAAGAAGAUCCCAUAUUCGUUCAGUAAAUGAGAGUUUGGAGAAAAUAUUUUUGUAUUUGGUAAUGUCAGAGGAAUGUCCUUCUCCUAGGAGUCACUGGGACCUCUGUCAUGCUUUGGCCAGAGCUAGACAAAAAUUGCUUCAGAACCCUUCAUCUUUUUGCCAUCACAUUCCUUCAGGAUCAGCAAAACUUUAUCUUCUCUACCUGCUUAAAACUGAAAAGUAUGUCAUCUUUUUUCUAAAGAAUUCAUGAAUUCUCAGGCUUGCAGGCUACUUUAAAAGGUUAUUGACACCUUCAUAUUAGGUUAUAGGUGCCAUAUCACAAACACAAAAUAGGAAAUUAUGGUUGUUGGGGCUUUUUUUCCCCCUUUUUUAAAGAGAAGAAUACAGACACAUGUACACAUACAAUUAAGUGUAAAAGUUAAAGGACCCAGAUCUGAGAAGGAAGUUUACAUCUCUUUAGAGAGGGGAAAGUCACUAAAAUUUCAACUUCUUUUGGGAGGGUUAAACCAAAAGAAUUGUAAAUGGUUCUGUAGUGUCAGCAUGAACUUGUUUUGAGUAUAGAAUUGUUUUCUGGUGCUCUGGUUUCCUGGCAUUUGUUAACUGCUGUUCAUUGCCAAGAGGUAUCUUUUUCUGAAAUUCAUAAUAAAAUGAAUACAUCCUGAUCAUAUUAGCACUCUACCCCUGGGUGAUGAACACUUCAAGCCCAUCAUGAAGGCUGUUUGAAGGACCAAUACUCAGGGUAGAAUGGACUUCAUUCUUUGGAAGUAGAAGAACACAAAAAUAGCUUCAACAUGGGUAGUUAUAUAUAUAGGGCUCAAAAUGUAUUGUGUGCUAUGGUGGAUGUGAGGUUUCUCUCUCUCUCACUCUCUUUCUCUCUCUUUGUGCUUUAAAUAAUUGGGAGACUGACAUCAAGAUGUGUUCUUUAUUGUUUCUAGACAAUACAGUCAGAAAGAAGGAAAUACUUUUCUGUUAUUGUAUAUUUUAUUAUAGGGUUGUAAAACGGGUUUCAUUAGAUUCCCAGGUAGGUCAGAUCUGGACAACUGACAAUACCUGUGUGUGGGUUCUCCAGAGAAUGUAAGGACUCUGUUAAUACAAAAGUCUAUUGAAUAGAUGGCAAAAUACAAACUGAGGGUGAGUGGGACUUUCCAAAGCAGGUGUGAGGGUCCCAGGCUCUUCAGCUGGACUUCAGAAGCAGAGGGCUUGGGCCCAGUCCUCCUGCCCUGUUGCAGUAUUAUUCCAACCAUGAGGGACAGUCAAGACUGUGAUUUGAAACACGAUGACUGGGAAGGGAAUCUCAGAUGAUGAUGUAUCCGUAACACAGCUAGGAAUCUUUUGUUGUGUGCAAGGAGAAUGUGAUGAUGAUUUUUCCCCAAAAAAAUAAAAAAGAAGGAAAAAGAAAAGAG
This is a messenger RNA of Python bivittatus (Burmese python), 3559 nucleotides long. Lineage: Eukaryota; Metazoa; Chordata; Lepidosauria; Squamata; Pythonidae. The record is from RefSeq and is a predicted model, not a curated record.